Messenger RNA from Chaetomium strumarium, 1152 nucleotides. RefSeq lists its product as uncharacterized. The record is from RefSeq and is a predicted model, not a curated record. Bases 154 to 819 code for a protein of 221 amino acids. NCBI's taxonomy places the organism in Eukaryota, Fungi, Ascomycota, Sordariomycetes, Sordariales, Chaetomiaceae. The transcript has 2 exons.
GGCAAGUGGCCACAGGCACACCUGAUUUAGGACACACUGCUUUCCUGACACCGCGCUCCAACUCAACUCACUCAACUCGACCAUGCAUUUCGCUCUUGACCCGGUAUCCUCUCUUGUCUGACCUCCUUCUGCUGCUACGAUACCACCGCCAUCAUGACGAGAAAGGCAGCGCUCGCAGCGGCACUGGCCAGCUUCAUCGGCGCCGUCGCCGCCCUCCCGACCUCGGCCAACUAUACGGAAGUGCACCCGAUAGUUGCUCCCACGGCGUACCCAGAUGUCGAGGAAACCUGGACAGAUCCGUGGCGGUGCGCCACUGAGGACCCGAUGACAUAUCUCUCGGUGCCUAUGCCAACCGGCGCACUGGGGGAGGCGUACAACUCAUUCGGCUCCAGUUUGAUCCAGACGUGCUUGACCUCCGGAACGUACGACUACCCUUGCGCCUUCCCAGACAAGUCACGGUGGUGCGGCUUCACCACGGCCGUGCCGGCCUCGCUUCUGCCAGACUACACGGCGUACGCGCGCAACUGCUCCUCGUGGUGGGCGGCCAACAGCGCCAGUGUUAUCCGCAUCGCGGAGGAGUGCCCCGUCAUGUGGUAUCAAGCUUCCAACUUUGGCGUCUUGGGCGGCGCCAUCUAUCUGAACCACACGCUCAUCAACGCCGAGUGCUACGCCGAAGCAAAUCCGACCGGCAUACAAUCAGCACCCACGUGGCCAACCGCCACCCCGGGACAGGGGGCAACAUCAGGGCCUAACCCGGCCAGCACCUCGACCACCACCCGCCCAGCCCAAACAAGCGGCAUCCCCAGCUCCGGCGAAUGAUGCAACGGCAUCACCAACGCGGAGGGCGAAUCCGGAAAUUACUUGCGUCUCUACAGCGUCGUCUGCAGUUUUGGAUGCUGCCCGCCGGACCCGUGGAAGCAUGCGUCCCAUGGAGGGGAUUGUACAGCUUGGGCGUGUCAUUAUAUCUUAGGUAGUGUCCGGAUGCUGCCUAUCAGUAUCGCUAGUGAAGAGAGUUCCCGAUGAUAAUAGGCUGUAAAAUCCGCGGUACCUUAGUGUGGAGGAAGUGUAAUACAAGAUCAGACCCCUUCUCUAAUAAGCAGGAAAGACAGCAUAAAACUCCAAGAUACCAUCGGGCCCCUGCAAAUAUUACCC